Camelina sativa (false flax) is the source of this 849-nucleotide messenger RNA. The record is from RefSeq and is a predicted model, not a curated record. NCBI's taxonomy places the organism in Eukaryota, Viridiplantae, Streptophyta, Magnoliopsida, Brassicales, Brassicaceae.
GAUGAAGAUGAUGAAGAAAACGAAGAAGAGGAGGGAGGGUUGAGUAAAUCUGGUAAAGAGUUAAAGAAACUGCUCGGUAAGUCUAAUGGUUUGAAUGAAUCUGACGAAGACGAUGAUGAUGAUUCAGAAGAGGAGGAGGAGACAAACGUCAGUCCAGUUACGAAUUUAAAACAGAAGGAGGUGGCGAAAGAAGAACCUGUUGAAACUGCACCUGCAAAACCUGCACCAUCUGGACCUGCUCGUGGAACACCUCCUGCAAAACCAUCUAAGGGAAAGAGAAAACUAGAAAGCGAUUCUAAAAAGCCUAGCAGCUCUGUUCAAAAGAAAGUAAAGACUGAAAACCAGGAUCCGAGAUCUUCAGUGAAGGAAGAGAGAACAAACACAGUUUCAAAAUCCAACACACCAACAAAAUCAGUGAAAGCUGAACCAGCUUCAGCUCCUGCAUCAUCCUCAGCUGCGACCGGGCCUGUAACUGAAGACGAAAUACGGGCAGUUCUGAUGGAGAAGAAGCAAGUCACUACACAGGAUCUUGUUUCCAGGUUUAAGGCAAGACUUAAGACCAAAGAGGACAAGACUGCUUUUGCCGAUAUUCUGAGGAAGAUCUCCAAGAUACAGAAGAACGCUAAUUCUCAAAACUUCGUCGUCCUGAGAGAAAAAUGAGAGACGUUGCUAUAUAUUUAUUACUUCACAGCUAACUCUUUCUUUCAAUAUUUUCAAGCUCUCCCAUAUAUAUAUAUUUUUUUGGUAGUUCAAGAUCUCUCAUAUUAUGACAGUGGUACAAGUAAGAAUGUUUGUCAUUUCUUGAUUUUAAAAUGUUUGAUUCGGAACGAUUUUUUAUUUUCUCCAAAA